Caenorhabditis briggsae is the source of this 1275-nucleotide messenger RNA. The transcript has 11 exons. The record is from RefSeq and is a predicted model, not a curated record. Gene Ontology annotation, molecular function: protein binding. Lineage: Eukaryota; Metazoa; Nematoda; Chromadorea; Rhabditida; Rhabditidae. The coding region runs from base 1 to 1275 and encodes 424 amino acids.
AUGCAAAAAUUGUGUUUAUUUUCAGAUGAAAUAGUUGUGCCGAGAGCAGUAGCAGCAGCCACUGGACACGUGCAUCCGGUCCAAUCACAAGAACGACUAUUUCAGCAAAGAGUUGCGGCGGCUCCUGGAUUUCAGAAUGGAAUUGGAGCUCAGCAAAUGGCCAACCAAGGAAUGGUUCCGAUGAUGAGACCACAAUCCAUUGCUGGAUUACCACAACAACCACAAACGGUCCAACCAAUGCAAAGGCCCGUAUCGGUUCCAUCUGGAAUGGGUGUUCAGUUUGUUCCUGUUUGCAGAUAUGAAGAUUCCCAGGCGAUUCGUGCCACGGCAUUCCAUCCAUCUGGUCGUUAUUUUGCAUUAGGUACAAAUUCAAAGCAACUUCAUAUUUGUCUUUAUCCGGAUAUUAAGAAAACCCAAAAUAGACCGACGUCUCAUGAAUCUACGAGAAACGCUGAAGUCGCAUUGACGAGACCAAAGCAACACAGAGGAUCUGUUUACUGUCUUUCAUUCAACCCAAAUGGAGACUUGUUGGCAACGGGAUCCAAUGACAAAACGAUACGACUGAUGGCAUUCAAUGAGGAUGCUUGCAGAAUCGGUGCUGAAAUGGAGCUGACAUGUCACGAUGGAACAGUUCGAGAUUUGAUUUUCAUCGAAAGUUCAAUCAAUAGAUCAACUAUAUUGAUAUCAGGAGGAGCUGGUAAUUGUCAUUUGAAUGUGACAGAUUGUAAUACAGGACAGUCGAUUCAGUCAAUGAAAGGGCAUUCAGCUCCAAUCCUUGGAUUAUACACUUGGGGUCAAGCAGGAAAUCAAUUCGUUUCAUGCUCUCAAGAUAAAACGAUUCGAUUUUGGGAUCUUAGACAACAAACUGCAACGAAUGUCAUAUCUCCUGGCCACAACAAAUCACACAAUGCUUCUCCAGUGACAUCAGUUUGUGUUGAUCCUAAUGGAAAACUGUUAGUAUCCGGACACGAGGACGCGUCUGUUGCACUUUUCGAUAUAACUGGGAAUCGGGUUUUACAGACUUUUAGACCUCAUGGAGAUGAAGUUCGGACAGUUAGAUUCAGUAACGCUGCUUAUUAUUUGCUAACCGCCAGUUACGACAAACGAGUAGUGAUAACCGAUAUGCGAGGUGACUUGAUGGCUCCAUUGAUGUAUCUUCCAGUAGCUGAGCAUUCAGACAAAGUAGUGCAGUGCAGAUGGCAUCCUCACGACUUCUCUUUCCUGUCAACCAGUGCUGAUCGCUCAGCCGUACUUUGGUCUCUCCCCAAUCGCUGA